Molecule: messenger RNA, 1772 nt
Organism: Salvia miltiorrhiza (redroot sage)
Lineage: Eukaryota; Viridiplantae; Streptophyta; Magnoliopsida; Lamiales; Lamiaceae
Product: mitochondrial adenine nucleotide transporter ADNT1-like
Exons: 8
Coding region: 353-1417 (354 amino acids)
Biological process (GO): transmembrane transport
Source: RefSeq, a predicted model, not a curated record
ACGUUUUAGGGUACAACCAACAAAGCGAGGGUACAAUCGCAGCGAAUGAGAGCUCUAUAACUGUAAUAAAUUAUCGUUAAAAUAUCGGGUGAGAAAGUCAAGCAAAAGAAGCUCACUCUUAUAUUUUCAUUUCACACAAACGCCGUCACUUAUAAACAGCAGCCACACACAAAAACACACUCACUGCGUGCCGCAUUCGCCUUCGCCCCCCAACCUCCCGUCUCUCCGCCCCCACAGCCCGCCGGCGCCGCGUCAAGGCGUGUGGAUUGCUGUUUUCCUAUUGAUCGUCGACCUAGGGCUUUUGUCAGUGUUUUUCUGAUUUUUAUUUUGAAUUUUUUAUUUCGGGGAUUUGAUGGCGUCGGAGGAUGUGAAGACGAGCGAAUCGGCGGUGUCGAAGAUUGUUAAUUUGGCGGAGGAGGCGAAGCUCGCGAAGGAGGAAAUCAAGCCUACUAAGUAUCAAGUUUAUAGUAUCUGCAAAUCUCUCAUCGCUGGUGGCGUCGCUGGAGGAGUGUCGCGAACCGCUGUAGCUCCGUUGGAACGUCUGAAAAUUCUGCUUCAGGUUCAAAAUUCACAGAAUAUAAAGUACAAUGGUACUAUUCAAGGGUUGAAGUACAUAUGGAGAACUGAGGGAUUUCGGGGCUUGUUCAAAGGGAAUGGAACUAAUUGUGCUCGAAUCGUCCCAAAUUCAGCUGUAAAAUUCUUCAGCUAUGAGCAAGCAUCCAAGGGUAUAUUAUAUUUAUAUCAGCAACAAACUGGAAAUGAGGAUGCUCAGCUGACUCCUGUGUUACGCCUGGGUGCUGGAGCUUGUGCUGGAAUAAUCGCCAUGUCUGCCACAUACCCAAUGGACAUGGUUCGAGGCAGAAUUACGGUUCAGACAGAAACGUCUGCUUACCAAUACAGGGGAAUGUUUCAUGCAUUAUCCACUGUGCUUCGAGAGGAAGGCUUCCGUGCCCUAUACAAGGGUUGGCUUCCUUCUGUCAUUGGAGUUGUACCGUAUGUGGGUCUCAACUUUGCUGUGUACGAAUCCCUCAAAGAUUGGUUAAUCAAAUCUAAAGCCUUUGGGCUUGUUGAGGAUAACGAAUUGGGUGUUGCGACAAGGCUCGCCUGUGGGGCUGCAGCAGGCACAGUCGGACAAACUGUUGCCUACCCACUCGAUGUCAUCCGUAGGAGAAUGCAGAUGGUUGGAUGGAACAACGCUUCCUCAAUCGUCACCGGUGACGGGAGAAGCAAGGCGUCCCUCGAAUACACAGGUAUGGUCGAUGCUUUCAGGAAAACCGUGAGGCACGAAGGCUUCAGAGCAUUGUACAAGGGCCUGGUCCCCAAUUCAGUGAAGGUUGUCCCAUCGAUAGCUAUUGCAUUUGUGACGUACGAACAAGUGAAAGAGUUACUCGGGGUAGAGAUUAGGAUAUCCGAUUGAUUCAUCUUCGCGGAGUGGUGUGAUGUCUCACUCUGUUAUUUUUGGCUGAGGGGAGGAGGAAUUAGUGUUAGAACCCUCUUCUGCCGAGAGCGAGGGAAGCCGCGUGCCGUUCUAACCUAUCUGUGUUCAUAUAUCUAUCUCCUGUGACCAGUUAGUUUGCUCAGUAGAAAUGCUGUCUGAAUAAGAUUAGUGCAGAAGAAUGAUGCCAAUAAUAGCUUCUCUCUUUAUGUUUCUGGUUUUAUACUGUCUCAGGUGAAUCCUUUUGUUUUUGUCUCAAUGCUAUAUGUUGAGGUUAUUAGCUGAUUGAAAAUAUUUGGGGGUUUUCUCUUUAGUAUGGAUUUUUAGCCUUUUUGCA